AUGUGGCCCAUGAGUCAAAAUAAUUGCCCACCCCUGCUUUAGACGGUAUAGGACCCAAAACAAACAUCCAAAACAACAAGGGAGUUUAUCAGGGGCAAGGUUUUAGAUACACUUUUGCUAGCGUGAAACAGAGAUGGGUUCAAACAUACAGUGAUAUCCUCUACUGUGUCUGCCAGACCCUGAUGUGAACAGCUGGGAGGAAAAGUUUUACUGUCUUGUCUGAUAUUCCAUCUUUUGAUGUGAAACCUGAAUAUUUUUAGUUUAGACAAAAACUAAAGCCAAUGCCCUUAUUGUUCCUAUGCUUCUGCAUGGAAGAGUCUACAUUUUGGCACACUUCUGCUCACUCUUUAACCAAAAAAGCCUGCUUCUGGACUUGUCCAGCACAGUUUUCCUUCUGAAUGUGCAGGCUCAGGCUUAAUUUUUUCUUCAAAACUUCAACUUAUGCCUCUAGCUUAAUUGCUUGGCUGCUACGUUUUAACUUAAUGUUGCUCUAGCCUGUUGUUUACCAGCUAAACAGUAAAAGCAGUGGUGUGCAGAACUAUGCAGCACGCACCAAAUGCUUUAGGUUUUAUCUCAUCUUUCCUCAUCAUGAACGUAGUAAUAAACCAUGACGAAAAGCUUCAAUCACAAUUUCAGGUUCCACUUAUUCCUUUUCAUUUUCUGAUCAAAAGAUUAAAAAUAACCAGCAUGUGUGCUUUUUAAAAAAAAAAAUCUCAUCAAGUCUGCAAAACAUAAAGAGAAGCACGAGAAACGAUUAAGAUGACAGAGUGUUGCCCAAAUGUGCCUCCUUUCAACGCCUGCAAGUAAUGACAAGCCUGAAAAUGGACAGAAACAACAACGGGGGGGAGAAGAAGUAACUUAAUGUGAAAAGAAAGUUUGCCAUCCUUCCCCUCCCUCCAUGCGAGCUCCCUCCUCUUGUAAGCACAUAUAAAGAGCGGCUCUCCAAGACCCUGCAGAGGUGAAGCUCACCACUACUGCAGCCCUACUGUCUGAGGAAGAACAGAAACUUUCUGCAGCAGCUUUAUCUCUCCUGGAGGAACAUGAGAGAGUGCAUCUCCAUCCAUGUGGGUCAGGCGGGUGUCCAGACGGGAAAUGCAUGCUGGGAACUGUUCUGCCUGGAGCACGGCGUUGGUCCUGAUGGAAUCUUUCUGAACGAUCCGUCCGAGCCCAACUCACGAGAAGAUCCGUUCAACACUUUCUUCAACACCGGGAGCUUUGGCCGUCACGUUCCAAGAGCCAUUUACGUCGACCUGGAGCCUUCGGUCAUUGAUGAAGUGAGGGUUGGAAAGUACAGGGAACUCUUCCACCCUGAACAGCUGAUCUCCGGAAAGGAAGAUGCAGCCAACAACUACGCCCGAGGCCACUACACCGUCGGGAAAGAAAUCAUCGAUGGAGUCAUGGAGCGGAUUCGGAAAAUGACGGAUCAGUGCACGGGUCUACAGGGAUUCCUCGUCUUCCACAGCUUUGGAGGAGGCACCGGUUCUGGUUUCACCUCUCUCCUAAUGGAGCGUCUAUCGCUAGACUAUGGCAAGAAAGCCAAGCUGGAGUUUGCUGUGUAUCCAGCUCCCCAGGUGUCCACGGCUGUGGUGGAGCCCUACAAUGCCAUCUUGACCACCCACACCACCUUGGAGCACACCGAUUGUGCUUUUAUGGUGGACAACGAGGCCAUCUACGACAUAUGUCGGCGCAACAUGGACAUCGAGCGUCCUGGCUACACCAACCUGAACAGACUGAUAGGUCAGAUUGUGUCCUCCAUCACGGCCUCUCUCCGUUUCGACGGAGCCCUAAACGUUGACCUGACGGAGUUCCAGACCAACCUGGUUCCAUUCCCUCGCAUCCACUUCCCUCUGGUUACUUAUUCGCCCAUCAUCUCUGCGGAGAAGGCGUACCACGAGCAGCUGACCGUGUCCGAGAUUACAAGUUCCUGCUUUGAACCGACCAAUCAGAUGGUCAAAUGUGAUCCUCGUCAAGGCAAGUACAUGGCCUGCUGCAUGCUCUACAGAGGGGAUGUUCUCCCCAAAGACGUGAACGCUGCCAUAGCAAGUAUCAAGACCCGCCGUUCGAUCCAGUUUGUUGACUGGUGCCCCACUGGCUUCAAGGUCGGCAUCAAUUAUCAGCCUCCAACUGCAGUCCCUGGUGGCGACCUGGCCAAAGUCCAGCGUGCUGUGUGCAUGCUGAGCAACACCACCGCCAUUGCUGAGGCCUGGUCCCGCCUCGACCACAAGUUUGACCUGAUGUACGCUAAGCGUGCGUUCGUUCAUUGGUAUGUGGGCGAGGGCAUGGAGGAGGGGGAAUUUGCAGAGGCCAGAGAGGACCUAGCCUGCCUGGAAAAGGAUUAUGAAGAGCUGGGCCGAAUGAGUUCUGACUCUGAAAAUGAUGAUGAAGAAGUCUAAUGCUGGGUUCACACUGGCCAUGUGACAGCAGUUUAGCAUAUGGUGUUCACACUGGACAAGCAGGGAGGGGCUUCUUCUUCUACUUUUUUAUAGCGAUUGUCCACCACCUACAGUUGGAGUAGGCUUGGUGCGAAAUGUGAAAGCAGUGCAAAUCUUGUAAAUCUUGCUCCAGGCUUUUUGUUUCACAGCUCUUUUCCGAUAUACGAGACCCUUGGUGUGAAAGAAAAUCGAAUUUUGAAACGGUUGGUACUUCUGUGAAUUAAAAGGGACUCCAUUUAUACAUCACUACCAAACCAGAGUCCCUGAUUGGUCUAAGUUAAGCCUGAACUCCCGAACCACAUUUACGCAUGUUUAUAUAGACUUUUUGUGGGGAGUGAAUGCCCAUUGCAGUGUACACGUAGCUUGACUUAACUUCGCUACCAGAUCCAACCAGCUUGUUUCCAGCUCAAGCACAGAAAUUGAAUAAAACAUAUCUUCUAGGUAGGCAUUUAAAUCUGAAACCUGUGAAAAUCAUUACCUAUGAUGUCACAUUACGCUAUUACCUUUUGGUUACCAUGAAAAAUGGGUAUUAUUAUUCUUAAAAUGUCAAUUUUCAUUUUACCAAAUAAAGUUUUCUUCUCCUUG
Molecule: messenger RNA, 3017 nt
Organism: Oryzias latipes (Japanese medaka)
Lineage: Eukaryota; Metazoa; Chordata; Actinopteri; Beloniformes; Adrianichthyidae
Gene: tuba5
Product: tubulin alpha 5
Biological process (GO): microtubule-based process
Cellular component (GO): microtubule
Molecular function (GO): structural constituent of cytoskeleton; GTP binding
Source: RefSeq, a predicted model, not a curated record